AUGGCGACCUUGAGUCUUCCCGAAAAAACUUCAAAGGACCUCUUGUUGGUCUACAAGUACACCAAGGCCGAAGGCAUUGCUAAGCUUCAAACAGCUGACAACUUGGCAUUGGAGGUGUCUGGUGAAAAGUAUGAAGGUCCCGUGACUAUUGCCAAAUACCUUGCAUCCAAGACUCAACCCGAGCUUCUUGGUGAUGGUAAAGACAACCAAGCUGAGGUUGAAGAAUGGGCUACUUGGGGUGUUUCAGCUUUCAAGAGUGGUUCGAGCAAGGAUAUCACUGCUGCUCUUCAGAAACUCAAUGGUCACCUGAGCUAUCGCACAUUUGUUGUCAGCAAUCAAUUGACUAUUGCCGAUUUGAUCAUCUUUGGCCAUGUCCACGGUGUCUCUAAAAACGUCAAGGUGACCAACGCUCCCAAUGUCCUCCGAUGGUUUGAUCUUAUUCAAAACAUUGUUGUUGCCAAGAACAACCUUGUUGCCGAGUUUCCUCUUGUUGCUAUCAACUUGGAUGAUGUUCCCGAACCCGUGAUCGCUGCUGCUAAGGACAAGAAGAAGGGUGAUAAGGAAGCCAAGAAAGGAGGAGACAAGAAGGAAGGUGGUGAUAAGAAGGAGGAAGGCAAAAAGGACAAGAAAGACAAGAAGGCUAAAAAGGAGAAGAAGGAGAAGAAAGAACCUGCUCCCGCUGCUCCUGAGCAACCCACCAUUUCUCGUUUGGAUAUCCGUGUCGGUUACAUCCGUUCCUGCAAGAAGCAUGAAGGUGCUGAUUCCUUGUAUGUUGAGGAAAUUGAUCUUGGUGAUGGUGAAGGUGUUUACCGCACUGUUGUCUCUGGUUUGGUCAAGUGGUAUCCUCUUGAGGAAAUGCAGAAUCGAUGGGUUAUUUGCAUUGCCAAUCUCAAGCCUGCUAGCAUGCGUGGUGUCAAGUCUGAAGCCAUGGUCUUUUGUGCUACUGCUCCCGAUGGCAGCAAGGUCGAAUUGUUGAGUCCUGUUGAUACCAGCAAGGUCAAGCCUGGUGAUAGAAUCUACUUUGAAGGAUUGGAAGGCGAGCCUGAAAAGCAAUUGCCACCCAAGAAGAAAUACUUUGAAGCCGUUCAACCCGAUUUCAAGACCGAUGAGAAUAGAAUCGCACACUAUCAGGAUAAGCCUUUCCUUAUCCGAACAGCUUCUGGUGAACCUGUCAAAUGCCAAGUGGCUACCGUUGUUGGUGGUGGUAUCAAAUAA
Molecule: messenger RNA, 1215 nt
Organism: Lichtheimia ornata
Lineage: Eukaryota; Fungi; Mucoromycota; Mucoromycetes; Mucorales; Lichtheimiaceae
Product: methionine-tRNA ligase, beta subunit
Exons: 9
Coding region: 1-1215 (404 amino acids)
Cellular component (GO): methionyl glutamyl tRNA synthetase complex
Molecular function (GO): tRNA binding
Source: RefSeq, a predicted model, not a curated record